Messenger RNA from Electrophorus electricus (electric eel), 1326 nucleotides. RefSeq names its product solute carrier family 38 member 8a (gene slc38a8a). Gene Ontology annotation, cellular component: membrane. Gene Ontology annotation, biological process: amino acid transmembrane transport. Gene Ontology annotation, molecular function: L-amino acid transmembrane transporter activity. NCBI's taxonomy places the organism in Eukaryota, Metazoa, Chordata, Actinopteri, Gymnotiformes, Gymnotidae. The record is from RefSeq and is a predicted model, not a curated record.
AUGGAAGAGUUGGUGAGUGAGAGCAUAAGCUUAUUAGCCAAGCCCUCAAAGGAUAUAGUUGGCCAGAGGCUGGGGUCCUUUGGAGCGGUUUUCAUCAUGCUAAAGUCCGCUCUUGGUGCAGGACUAUUGAACUUUCCAUGGGCUUUCGCGAGAACUGGAGAAAUUCGCUAUGCUGUCACCAUCGAAAUGAUCUCUGUCGUGUUCCUCAUUAGUGGACUGAUCAUCCUGGGCUACUCAUCUUCUAUCAGUGGACAGAGCACGUACCAAGAUGUGGUGCAGCAUCUGUGUGGGCCAGUCAUAGGAAAGCUUUGUGAGAUCUUCCUUGUCUUCAACCUCUUCAUGAUCUCAGUGGCCUUCCUGGUUAUAGUGGCAGACCAGCUUCAGAAAUUGUCUGUGUACAUAUAUGAACUAAUCAAUGGCUCAUCUGAGAGCGAGAUGCCUCAUCACUGGUACACAGACCAGAGGAUUGCACUCUUCAUCCUGUGCCUCUUCCUCAUCCUCCCUCUCUCCAUUCCUAAAGAGAUCUGGAUACAGAAGUAUACCAGUGUGUUGGGUACCUUAGCUGCCAUCUAUUUGACUGUAGUCAUUACUGUAAAAUAUUAUAUAAGAGCAGUCCCUGAGCACCCCAUAUCAUCUGUGUACAGUAGUGGAAUAAGUUCCUGGACCCCAGUGUUCAGCGUGAUCCCCACUAUCUGCUUUGGCUUUCAGUGUCACGAGGCCUGCAUUGCCAUCUACAGCAGCUUGGAGAAUAAGAAGCUCUCCCACUGGGUUGGCAUCUCAUUUGUGUCCAUGUUCUUCUGCACUGUCAUUUACUCCCUCACAGGGAUCUAUGGUUACCUCACCUUCGGAAAGAAUGUUGCUGCUGAUGUUCUGAUGUCAUACAGUGGAGGUGAUGUCAUCAUUAUUAUUGCCAGGUUGCUCUUUGGGCUCUCCAUCAUCACCAUUUACCCCAUUGUUCUUCUCCUUGGAAGGUCUGUGAUUCUGGCUCCCGUACUGCAGCACAGAGGAAAGUACUUGGUAGUCACUACAAGUUUUGAGAGCUGCACCAGAGUUGCUCUGACCUUGGCCUGGGUCAUCAGCACCUUCCUCAUCGCAGUCGCCGUUCCAGACAUCAGCAAAGUGAUCAGUGUCAUUGGUGGUAUCAGUGCCUUCUUCAUCUUCAUCUUCCCAGGGCUUUGUUUGAUAUUUGCCAUGCACUCACAGCCCGUGUGCACCACACUAAGGUGGGCUCUAAUUGCGUGGGGGGUAAUCAUGCUUUUGUGUGGUAUGUUCAUCUUUGGCCAGAGCACUUCCAUUGCCAUUAUGCAGAUUUUGAAUAAAAUGUAA